GGAUGUUGGGCUGGGUUCAGAGGGUGCUGCCUCAGCCCCCAGGGACCCCUCGGAAGACCAAGAUGCAGGAGGAAGAGAAAGUGGAACCAGAGCCAGAGAUGGAGGUGGAGGUGGAACCAGAACCGAAUCCCGAGGAGGCCGAGACAGAGUCCGAGUCCAUGCCCCCCGAAGAGUCAUUCAAGGAGGAGGAAGUGGCUGUGGCAGACCCAAGCCCUCAGGAGACCAAGGAGGCUGCCCUUACUUCCACCAUAUCCCUCCGGGCUCAGGGCGCUGAGAUUUCUGAAAUGAACAGUCCCAGCCGCAGGGUACUGACCUGGCUCAUGAAGGGCGUGGAGAAGGUGAUCCCGCAGCCUGUUCACAGCAUCACGGAGGACUCGGCUCAGAUCCUGGGGCACGGCAGCACUGGGGACACAGGGUGCACAGAUGAACCCAAUGAGGCCCUUGAGGCCCAAGACACUAGGCCUGGGCUGCGGCUGCUUCUGUGGCUGGAGGAGAAUCUGGACAGAGUGCUUCCUCAGCCCCCCAAAUCCUCUGAGGUCUGGAGAGAUGAGCCUGCAGUUGCUACAGGUGCUGCCUCAGACCCAGCACCUCCAGGACGCCCCCAGGAAAUGGGGCCCAAGCUGCAGGCCCGGGAGACCCCCUCCCUGCCCACACCCGUCCCCCUGCAGCCCAAGGAGGAACCCAAGGAGGCAUCAGCUCCAGAGCCCCAGCCAGGCUCCCAGGCCCAGACCUCCUCCCUGCCACCACCCAGGGACCCUGCCAGGCUGGUGGCGUGGGUCCUGCACAGGCUGGAGAUGGCCUUGCCGCAGCCAGUGCUACAUGGGAAAAUAGGGGAACAGGAGCCUGACUCCCCUGGGAUAUGUGAUGUGCAGACCAUCAGCAUCCUUCCUGGAGGGCAAGUGGAGCCUGACCUUGUCCUAGAGGAGGUUGAACCGCACUGGGAAGAUGCCCACCAGGAUGUCAGUACCAGCCCACAGGGUACAGAGGUGGUUCCAGCUUAUGAGGAAGAGAACAAAGCUGUGGAGAAGAUGCCCAGAGAGCUGUCCCGGAUUGAAGAGGAGAAAGAUGAGGAGGAGGAAGAGGAAGAGGAGGAGGAGGAGGAAGAGGAGGAGGUGACUGAGGUGCUGCUGGACAGCUGUGUGGUGUCGCAGGUGGGCGUGGGCCAGAGUGAAGAAGACAGGACCCGGCCCCAGAGCGCUUCAGACCAGAAGCUGUGGGAGGAAGUUGGGGAGGAGGCCGAGGAGGAGGCUGAAGAGAAGGCCAAGGAGGAGGCCGAGGAGGCGGCUGAAGAGGAGGCUGAAAAGGAGCCCCAGGACUGGGCCGAGACCAAGGAGGAGCCUGAGGCUGAGGCCGAGGCUGCCAGUUCAGGAGUGCCUGCCACGAAACAGCACCCAGAAGUGCAGGUGGAAGAUACCGAUGCUGAUAGCUGCCCCCUCAUGGCAGAAGAGAAUCCACCCUCACCUGUGUUGCUGCCACCAUCUCCUGCCAAAUCAGACACCCUCAUAGUCCCAAGCUCAGCCUCGGGGACACACAGGAAGAAGCUGCCCUCUGAGGAUGAUGAGGCUGAAGAGCUCAAGGCGUUGUCACCAGCAGAGUCCCCAGUGGUUGCCUGGUCCGACCCCACCACCCCGAAGGACACUGACGGCCAGGACCGUGCGGCCUCCACGGCCAGCACAAAUAGCGCCAUCAUCAACGACCGGCUCCAGGAGCUGGUGAAGCUCUUCAAGGAGCGGACAGAGAAAGUGAAGGAGAAACUCAUUGACCCUGACGUCACCUCUGAUGAGGAGAGCCCCAAGCCCUCCCCAGCCAAGAAAGCCCCAGAGCCAGCUCCAGACACAAAGCCCGCUGAAGCCGAGCCAGUGGAAGAGGAGCACUAUUGCGACAUGCUCUGCUGCAAGUUCAAACGCCGCCCCUGGAAGGAGUACCAGUUUCCCCAGAGCAUUGACCCGCUGACCAACCUGAUGUAUGUCCUAUGGCUGUUCUUCGUGGUGAUGGCCUGGAAUUGGAACUGUUGGCUGAUUCCCGUGCGCUGGGCCUUCCCCUACCAGACGCCAGACAACAUCCACCUCUGGCUGCUGAUGGAUUACCUAUGCGACCUCAUCUACUUCCUGGACAUCACCGUGUUCCAGACACGCCUGCAGUUUGUCAGAGGCGGGGACAUCAUUACGGACAAAAAGGAUAUGCGAAAUAACUACCUGAAGUCUCGCCGCUUCAAGAUGGACCUGCUCAGCCUCCUGCCCUUGGAUUUUCUCUAUUUGAAAGUCGGUGUGAACCCCCUCCUCCGCCUGCCCCGCUGUUUAAAGUACAUGGCCUUCUUCGAGUUUAACAGCCGCCUGGAAUCCAUCCUCAGCAAAGCCUACGUGUACAGGGUCAUCAGGACCACAGCCUACCUUCUCUACAGCCUGCAUUUGAAUUCUUGUCUUUAUUACUGGGCAUCGGCCUAUCAGGGCCUCGGCUCCACUCACUGGGUUUACGAUGGCGUGGGAAACAGUUAUAUUCGCUGUUACUACUUUGCUGUGAAGACCCUCAUCACCAUCGGGGGGCUGCCUGACCCCAAGACACUCUUUGAAAUUGUCUUCCAGCUGCUGAAUUAUUUCACGGGCGUCUUUGCUUUCUCUGUGAUGAUCGGACAGAUGAGAGAUGUGGUAGGGGCCGCCACCGCGGGACAGACCUACUACCGCAGCUGCAUGGACAGCACGGUGAAGUACAUGAACUUCUACAAGAUCCCCAAGUCCGUGCAGAACCGCGUCAAGACCUGGUACGAGUACACCUGGCACUCGCAAGGCAUGCUGGAUGAGUCAGAGCUGAUGGUGCAGCUUCCAGACAAGAUGCGGCUGGACCUCGCCAUCGACGUGAACUACAACAUCGUUAGCAAAGUCGCACUCUUUCAGGGCUGUGACCGGCAGAUGAUCUUUGACAUGCUGAAGAGGCUUCGCUCUGUUGUCUACCUGCCCAACGACUAUGUGUGCAAGAAGGGGGAGAUCGGCCGUGAGAUGUACAUCAUCCAGGCAGGGCAAGUGCAGGUCUUGGGCGGCCCUGAUGGGAAAUCUGUGCUGGUGACACUGAAAGCUGGAUCUGUGUUUGGAGAAAUAAGCUUGCUGGCUGUUGGGGGCGGGAACCGGCGCACAGCCAACGUGGUGGCCCACGGGUUUACCAACCUCUUCAUCCUGGAUAAGAAGGACCUGAAUGAGAUUUUGGUGCAUUAUCCUGAGUCUCAGAAGUUACUCCGGAAGAAAGCCAGGCGCAUGCUGAGAAACAACAAUAAGCCCAAGGAGGAGAAGAGCGUGCUGAUCCUUCCGCCCCGGGCGGGCACCCCAAAGCUCUUCAACGCUGCCCUCGCUAUGACAGGAAAGAUGGGUGGCAAGGGGGCAAAAGGCGGCAAACUUGCUCACCUCCGGGCCCGGCUCAAAGAACUGGCCGCGCUGGAGGCAGCUGCAAAGCAGCAAGAGUUGGUGGAACAGGCCAAGAGCUCGCAAGACGUCAAGGGAGAGGAAGGCUCCGCCGCCCCAGACCAGCACACGCACCCAAAGGAGGCCGCCACUGACCCACCCGCGCCCCGGAUGCCCCCCGAGCCCCCGGGGUCUCCACCGAGCUCUCCACCGCCUGCCUCCCUUGGGAGGCCGGAGGGAGAGGAGGAGGGGCCGACCGAGCCCGAAGAGCACUCGGUGAGGAUCUGCAUGAGCCCGGGCCCGGAGCCGGGAGAGCAGAUCCUGUCGGUGGAGAUGCCGGAGGAAAGGGAGGAGAAGGCGAAGUAAGAUGGGGUGAGGCGGAUCCCGCGCGCAGUUCCAGCAGGUGUGUCCCUAGCGCCGCUGCGCCCCUGCGCCCCAGCGCCCCAUCUUCUCCCACGGCCCAAGAGGAGAUGCUUUUCCGUAGUCGUGGCCUCAGUGGCUGCAGCUCUGACCGCCCCGCCAGCACGCCAGCCCCGACUCAGCUCCUCGCAGGGCUGGGCCUGAGCUCGACAAGUUGCAUCAAGUGUUCGAGUCCCUGAGCUCUCACUAUCAUUUGAGAGCCCUACCUUUUCCUGACUGUUCCUCUUUUUAAGAACAAAAUGAUUUUCCUCCUCUUUUUAAGAACAAAAUGAUUUUCCACUUUUAAAGUUCAUGGGUGAGGGAUAAAAUGAGGCUCCAAUACAUGGGAAGCUUUGUUGAAAAAGUAAAGUGUUAUUGAAUGUGUGGGGUUUCCCCUCAGGAAUUUGUCUAACACAUUUCAAGGUUAGAAAAUACUUCACUGCCGGGCAUGGUGGCUCAUGCCUAUAAUCCCAGUGCUUUGGGAAGCCGAAGCAGGAGGAUCACUGGAGGCCAAGAGUUGGAGAGCAGACUGGGCAACAUAGCGAGACCCCAUCUCAAACAAAAACAAAAACAAACAAAAAAACAAUAGCCAGGCGUGAUGGUGUGCACCUGUAGUCCCAGCUACUGGAGAGGUUGAGGCAGGAGGAUGGCUUGAGCCCAGGAGUUUCUGGCUGCAGUGAGCUGGACAGUGAGACCCUGUCUCAAAAAAACUAAAAGAUAGCCCUGCACAGUGGUUCACAUCUGCAAUCCCAGCAGUUUGGGAAGCUGAGAUGGGAGGAUUGUUUGAGACCAGGAGUUCAAGAUCAGCCUGGGCAACAUGUUGAGACCCCAUCUCUACAAAACAGCAGCAAAAACAAAAGCAAACAACAACAACGUACACAAACAAAAAAACAAAGAAAGGAGGGCAGCCGAGCUGUUCAGUUGAGAAUUGCCACCGUUCUGAGCUGAGCUUGGGAUGCUGUUUUCCUUUGCGGGCAAUCACAGUAGGGGGCUAGAUGCCCAUUAAGGUAGUUAGUGCUUAUCUUCCCCAGACUCUAUUCAAUUCCAGUGCAAUGCCAUUAUCUCAGAACAGAUAGAAGGGAAAUGGACUUACUGGCCAGGGGCUGCUAGUGUUUCUGCCUCUGCCAGGAGGGACAGCCCAGUAGGAGCAUCCUCUGCCUGUCAUCCUGAGAAACCCCAUUCGCCAGCAGGGAUCAGUCCGUUACUCACUUUUGACACUCUCGCUGUAGAGAUGGUGGCAGCAACUUCAAUUAAUCCUAGAAAAUGAAAUCUCCCAGCUGAUGACAGCACUUACAUUCCCUAAAGCUUUCCAGAUCGUGUCAUGUUGCUUUUAUGAUUCAGACAAAAAAAAAAAAAAAGAAAAAAGGGUCAUUCAGGGAAUGAAUAUUUAUCAAGAGGAUUUUAUUUGCAUACCGAAUGGCUCUUGGGGGAGUGAGUGAUUAAAAAUAAAAUCUAGUAUUCUAGUAUUAGGCCAUUUGUUUCCACCUGCAACAGUGAACAUAAAGGACCUGGAAUUCCAAUAGGUCCUGACCAUUUUAUAUAAAAUUGCAGGAAAAUGUGAGCUGCUCAGAGGCCUUUGAAAGUUUGCAAAUGUCUGUAUGUAUUUGUCCAUCCACUAAAAACAACAUUCAUUUCCACUGUGGAAAAAUGAAAGAAUGUGGGAGUCCCCAGGCUGGUCUAAGCAUUUCCAAACCCCAGAGUCAGAAACAGAUUUGUCUAGUUGAUGGCUUGUCACCUGAUCUGGGUAAUCAUCACAUUGAAUAUAGUGAUGAUUGACCUUAUUAUUUUACCCUAUUUUUUUUUAAAAAAAAGCUUUUAAAAUGUAUUUUAAAGGCAAUAACAUAUUUACAUGGGUACAAAAGGACAUCCAAUAAAAAUUCUUCAUCCUACCCCAGUACCCAGCUUCCUUGGUUCCCUCUCUGGAAGCAACCACUGUUAACAGUUUCUCCUGUAUCAUUUCAGAGUUAUUUUAUGCUUAUACAAGGAAAUAUGUAACUGCUUCUUCCCUUCCUUUUAAAUUUUAACAGAAGUGGUAACACAUAUUAGAGCCACUGUUAUUUUUCACUUAAUUUACUUUGGAGAUUGUUCCCUAUCCUUAAAGAGCAUGCUUAUUUUUUCAUGACGGCAAUCUAGUUUGUUGUAUGGAUGCAUGAUAACAUUUAAACGACUCUCCCAUUGAUGGGCAUUUGCGUUGUUUCCAAUCUUAUGCUGUUAAAAAUAAUGCUGCAAUAAAACAAUCUUGUGCAGACAUCAUUUCACUGGUAAACAUUUUUUAAAUGGGGGAACUCUGCGAGUUUAGGCAGUUAUUUUUCCUUCGUCUCCAUUUACUGUUUGUAUAUUUGUACCACAUAGUCUAAGAUCAAAGCAUAGAGAAUGCUUCCACCAUUAGCAAGUAUUUCAGAUAUGCUAAUAAACACAUUGCUUUUCAGUAAAUGGCGAAAUGCUUCAACAGCACCUUAUCUGUGAGAUCCUAUUUUAUAAGGAAUCUUUUUUAUACGAAUGUACUUAUUCUUUUAGAUAUCAGUUCUUGAAUGUAUACUCCUUAUGAUAUAAAGCAAGAGAUUCUUGAGGUUCCCAAGAAUUGUCCUGGAAAGAAAAUUGAUUUUUAAUUGAGAUUAGCAGUGUUUUAAUUUCUCUGAGAUAACUCCUUUAACUCAGCACUUUCACAAAACUUAAAUAUUAAAUAAAUUGAAUUUGAGGCUGGCAUUCUUCUCUAAAUUGAAUUGGACUGGUUGUUUGCUGAGGUAUGAAUGGAACAGCUUGGAAGUAUUAUAAUUCCGUAGCUGAAACAGGACGCUUAUUUAUGUAUGUUCAAUCUCUGCUCAUUUAAAAUGUCUCAGC
Gorilla gorilla gorilla (western lowland gorilla) is the source of this 6629-nucleotide messenger RNA. RefSeq names its product cyclic nucleotide gated channel subunit beta 1 (gene CNGB1). The record is from RefSeq and is a predicted model, not a curated record. Gene Ontology annotation, cellular component: photoreceptor outer segment; plasma membrane; intracellular cyclic nucleotide activated cation channel complex. The transcript has 32 exons. Gene Ontology annotation, molecular function: intracellularly cAMP-activated cation channel activity; protein-containing complex binding; cGMP binding. Lineage: Eukaryota; Metazoa; Chordata; Mammalia; Primates; Hominidae. The coding region runs from base 3 to 3755 and encodes 1250 amino acids. Gene Ontology annotation, biological process: retina homeostasis; monoatomic cation transmembrane transport.